Orbilia oligospora ATCC 24927 is the source of this 612-nucleotide messenger RNA. RefSeq lists its product as uncharacterized. The coding region runs from base 1 to 612 and encodes 203 amino acids. NCBI's taxonomy places the organism in Eukaryota, Fungi, Ascomycota, Orbiliomycetes, Orbiliales, Orbiliaceae. The transcript has a single exon. The record is from RefSeq and is a predicted model, not a curated record.
AUGUCAUCUGGCUUCAAUCUUUGCGCCCCACGAGAAACCUGCCCCCGAGGCAGACGUUUCCCUUCGCCUGAAUAUAGCCAUCUCAUCCGUAAAAUCCAGAUCAACCUUGACGUCCAAUUCUCUUUCUAUGAUCAACUCAAAUUCUUUCCAGAUUCUCCAGUACAGCAGGGUCCAAGACCUGACUGUACAAAGAUCCUCCUAUUCGCCUGCCAAAGACUUGAGGAUUCGCUCGACGGCCCGUUGCGACAAUAUAUCCCUGGAGGUGAAAUAAACGUCACAGUGAGAGGAGAUGGGGACGCUAUAUGCCUGCAGGGACUCCAGACACACGAAGGUGGUUUUGCUACAAAAGAUCUUCAACGUGCUAGGAAUUGCGCCUUUAGGGAGGUGAUUCAGACAACUUAUCCGCUUAUGAAUUGUUUGUGGAAGCCUGAGGUGAAUUGGGUGACCCGUAUUGAAACGGAUUCUCCGAACUUGGUGGAGGAGGUUAUUGAGGAGUGUACUCGUGAAUGGAGGGGCAGGGAGGAUUGGAGAAGGAGGAUUCUGGUUUUACCUUCCCCGAAGUUUGGAAAGAUUUAUUGGGUGGUUAUUGGUGGGCGGUUGAUGCUGGCGUAG